UUAGUGCGCGUUCAUGCCAGUCAAUUUCUCUCUCCUCCUUCUUCUUCCUCUGGCUCUGAUCCUCCGAUUCCAGGCGCUAUACCAGAGAGAUGGGCAACGGCAACUCCACGGAGCCGCGCAGGUCAUGGCUCCGGCAAAGCCACCGCCGUCACGACUCCGGCACCGCCAGCCAGAGACUCGUGACUGCCGAGGAUUUCGCUGGCAUUGCUCUUCUCACUCUCAUCGGCGCGGAGAUGGAGUUCAAGGACAAAUGGCUCGCUUGCGUUUCCUUCGGGGAACAGACAUUCCGUACGGAAAUCUCUGACAACACGGACAAGCCGAUUUGGAAUUCUGAAAAGAAGCUCCUGUUGGAAAGAAAUGGACCCAGUCUUGCGAGAAUCUCGGUGUUCGAGACCAAUAGGCUAUCCAAGAACAAUCUCGUGGGUUAUUGCGAGCUUGAUCUACUUGAGUUUCUAACUCAGGAAUCUGAUUCGAGUUGUAAGUCAUUCGACCUGUUAGAUCCAACAUCAUCUAAAGUUGUUGGCAGCGUCUUACUUUCAUGCUCUGUUGAGGACCCUGUUGAAACUGAGAAGCGUUUUGCAAAGCGCAUCUUGUCUAUAGUGGACUAUAAUGAAGAUGGACAGCUAUCAUUCUCAGAGUUUGCUGAUCUAAUUAGUGCUUUCGGCAAUCUAGUGGCUGCUAACAAGAAAGAGGAGUUGUUCAAAGCCGCUGACCUGAAUGGGGAUGGUGUUGUGAGCAUAGAUGAAUUGGCUGCGCUUCUUGCCCUUCAACAGGAAAAGGAGCCACUUAUAAAUAAUUGCCCCGUGUGCGGUGAGACUCUUCAAGUUGAUAAGCUCAAUGCUAUGAUUCAUAUGACUCUCUGUUUUGACGAAGGAACUGGUAAUCAAAUAAUGACUGGAGGGUUCUUAACCGAUAGACAGGCGUCAUAUGGGUGGAUGUUCAAACUGAGCGAAUGGGCUCAUUUAUCAACGUAUGAUGUCGGCUUGAAUACCGGUUCAAGUGCUUCACAUAUUGUGGUGAUUGAUAGAAAGACAAAGAGGCUCGUGGAGGAGUUGAUUGAUUCAAAGAUUGUUUUGUCGAUGAGAGCUAUUUACCAGUCAAAAAUCGGGCUUGGACUUAUGGACCAAGGGGCAAAAGAGAUUUUACUGAAUAUUUCUGAGAAGCAAGGGAAGAAAAUGAACUCAGUUGAAUCUGCCCGAAAUAUACCAAAGUUUCUUGAGUUUUUCAAGGAUCAAAUAAACAUGGCUGAAGUCAAGUAUCCUCUGGAUCACUUUAAGACAUUCAAUGAAUUCUUUGUAAGGGAGUUAAAAACUGGUGCAAGACCAGCUGCUUGCGUGGAUCGUGAUGAUGUUGCUGUUUGUGCUUCCGAUUGUCGAUUAAUGGCAUUUCAAUCUGUAGAGAAUUGCACACGUUUCUGGAUCAAGGGCCGAAAGUUUUCAGUUAAAGGCCUCCUAGGGAAGGAUGUGCAUUCCGAUGCCUUUCUUGAUGGAUCUUUGGUGAUAUUCCGAUUGGCCCCACAGGAUUAUCAUCGUUUCCAUGCUCCCGUCUCCGGAGUCAUAGAAAAGUUUGUGGACAUCCCUGGAUGCUUAUAUACAGUUAAUCCCAUUGCAGUAAAUAGCAAGUACUGCAACGUAUUCACAGAGAAUAAACGGACUGUGGCAAUUAUCUCGACACAGGAAUUUGGAAAGGUCGCUUUUGUUGCUAUUGGAGCAACAAUGGUUGGUAGCAUCACAUUUGUCAAGAAGGAGGGCGAGCAUCUGAAGAAGGGGGAUGAGCUCGGAUACUUCUCAUUCGGCGGAAGCACAGUUAUAUGCGUCUUUGAGAAGGAUGCGAUUCGUAUUGACGAGGAUCUCUUAGCAAACAGCGCAAGAUCCUUGGAGACUUUAGUUUCAGUCGGAAUGCAACUGGGUGUCUCCAACAAGACAACGUCUGCUGCAUCGGUAAUACCCAAGUUGGAAAACUGUGUUUUAACUGCCUGAAUGCUUUUUAGCCUUCGAGGGCUAACGAGUUGAGCAGUUGAAAGAUAUGAUGUGGGUUAGUAAGGAACAAUUUCAUUUGAUUUUUCCUUUUGCAUCACGUAUUGUCUUGUUUCUUGCACAAUGACUGUGUAUAACAAGUGUCCUGUUUCUGUUUUAUGUU
Tarenaya hassleriana is the source of this 2139-nucleotide messenger RNA. RefSeq names its product phosphatidylserine decarboxylase proenzyme 3-like. Gene Ontology annotation, biological process: phospholipid biosynthetic process. The record is from RefSeq and is a predicted model, not a curated record. Gene Ontology annotation, molecular function: calcium ion binding; phosphatidylserine decarboxylase activity. Lineage: Eukaryota; Viridiplantae; Streptophyta; Magnoliopsida; Brassicales; Cleomaceae.